AUGAAAAAGUCAUGCCCAAAAACUUUAUUUGAUGGUUUAUCAUGCACUGGUUUAUCUGUUUUAAGAAAAAUUAAACAAAGUACUUUAGUACAAUGUAGAACUAAUCAAAAUCAACACAAUAAUCGUGUAUCAAAAAUAUUACAGUGUAAAGAUGGUUACUUUAUUGGUUGUAGUUUUUGGUCUUAUGGAGAUAAUUGGCAUCGGUUUACUCCAAUAUCUAAGUCAUAUGAUAUUAACCUUAUUCGACGCCUUCUGGAUGGUGAAUCAAUUGAUCGAUUAUUAAUUGAAGAUCGAUGUUGUACCAUCUUACCUAAUACAACACAAAAAAAAAUUUGCCCUCAAUUAGAAAACAUGCCAUGUGAAGUUAAAUUUUAUCGAUUUAUGGCUCUUAAUUUGUUAGAAUGUCCUUUUGUGGUAUUAGUUUGUAUAGGAGAACAUACUCAUCCACUACCUCUACCAUAUCAUGUGCCGGAAGCUAUUCAAGCUCGUCUUAAAACUUUAAUUAAAGAAUUUUCAAAUAAUUUAGAACAUGUUACGCCACGAAAAUUAAUAUCAGGAAACUUAAUUAAAAGCUAUUUUGGAAAUGAUCUAUUGUCAGAAAUUCAUGUUUCUUUAAACAAUUUGGAUCAUCUUCGAUAUCUUGUUGCUCAGGUCCAUAAUUCAAUUCAUCCACAUGGACAAGACAUAUUAGACUUAGUUCAUGCCUUUUCUUCUAAUUUAGAUAAUAUUCGAGAAUAUGUCCAAAAAGUAUUAAUAGCUGAUAAAGAACAUGUUGAUGCUAUACUUCAUGAAUUUUCCAUAUCAGAUGAAGCUGGAGCAUCAGAAGAUUGGUGUAUUGCAGGAGAAACUACUAAUAUUGCUGAAUCUGCUCAUGCAAAUGCUAAUAGAGAAGAAAUUCAAAUGAACAAAUAUAAUGUCCCCAAAACUGAUCAUUCAUCAGGUCCGGUAACUAAAGCAACUCAAUCUAUUAAACGAUUAGAGAGCAAACAACUUCAUAGCUCAAAAGGUCAAAAGCGUAAAAAACCUGAGUCAGCAUUAUUAAAUAAAAAACUAUCACCAACUUCUAAAACUACUAUAACAAGCAACAAAGAAUUAGAUGAACUUGAUAUUGAAAUUGCCAAACGAGAAAAAUUAAGAAGGCUUGAGUUAAUAGAUUAUGAAUUUCAAUAUAAAAAAGAAAUUUUAGAUAUUGAUAAACAAACAAAAUUAGCUGAACUUCAUGCUCAAUAA
Molecule: messenger RNA, 1230 nt
Organism: Cetraspora pellucida
Lineage: Eukaryota; Fungi; Glomeromycota; Glomeromycetes; Diversisporales; Gigasporaceae
Source: the annotation of a GenBank genome assembly